This is a messenger RNA of Eruca vesicaria subsp. sativa (arugula), 4307 nucleotides long. The record is from the annotation of a GenBank genome assembly. Lineage: Eukaryota; Viridiplantae; Streptophyta; Magnoliopsida; Brassicales; Brassicaceae.
CCCAAAGCUAAAAGGAAAGCAAAAAAGAAAAUAUAAUAUUUUUUUAAUUCAGCUCUGUGAAGAAGAAGAAGACGAAAAAGUAGAAGAAGACCUAGCUUCGCCGCCUCUCUUAUCGGCGACUAUUCUUCACCGUUGAAUCUCCGACUACGUUUUGAUCGAUCUUCGUCCUGUGUGGUAUUUGUAUUCGGUGACGAGACUUGGAAGGCGAUCGUUUGAUAAAUCGAAUCGAAUCGAGAGGUUUCGUUACUUUUGGAGAGGUAGAUUUGUGUGGAAAAGCAUCUGAAGGAGUUGAUCUGAGAUCCAAUCUCACAUAAGCGGCGGGUUUGGUGUGUGUGUGUUUUGAGUGGUGAUGAAAAAGUUGGUUGAAUAAGGUGAGGUUACACAUUGAGGAUUACACUGUGGCAUAUAUCAUUAACUUUGUGGAUUCGAGCUAAGCGGAAAAAAGACUUUCUAGUUGUGUUGAAUCUACGUGGAUGGACUGCGAUGAAAGUAUGACAAGCACUGGUAGUUUAGAGCUUAAGGCGACCAUCAAUAACGAUCUUCCUUGGAAAAUGGUGGCUAAAGGUAGUAGGAGUUCCACAAGGCGUACUAAGAAACAAGUUUCACGUUCUCCAGCCCCUGAUGUUGAGGCAGAAGGAGAUACAGGAUCAGAAAAGCUUGGCGUUUCUGUUCUAAGCCAGCAUCUUGCAGAAAGAGUAGACCAUGUUCCGAUAAAGAAACGGAGAUUUAUGGUUCCCGCUCCAUCACCUAUGAAUGUGAGCUCACAACGUCGUGCAGAGUUUAAUCACGCUCUACCUGUUUCACGGUUGAACCCUAAUCUAAUGGCCGGGAAAGCACCUAAAGUCUUUGAUGAUGAUAAACCUGAUUGCGGCAGUCAUGACUUCUCUGGUAUUGAGAUACUUGCAGAGGUUGCUUGCAGUAGUGGUAUGAGUAGCGAAAUUGCAUCCGUAGUUGACAGUCAGCUUGCUGAACCUGUUCGGCAGCAAGAUGCUUUGACCUUAUCUGGUAACGUGGAAGGUAAUGAUUCAUCGGCUGGCACUGUUGAUGUCUCAGGGAAAGAUACUAUGGUUGAGUCCGGUGAAAAGGGUGGAGAAGUGCCUCAAAAAGCCUUGGUUGAUAUUUUGGGUAAAGCUUCGGUUGCUGAUCAGAGUAAAGAGCAUAUUAUGGUGGCAUCGAGUAGUAUGAUAGUGGCUCAGAACAUCAGCGUUGCUGUUUCGAAUGAAUCCUCGACAGAAAGGCCAAAGGAAGAGAUUGAAGCAGGUAAUAGCGGAAAUUUAGCACCUCAGAGUGUCACGGUGUCAGAGAAUAUAUCUGGUGAUGAGUGCACUGGAAAGGGUAAGAAGUCCGAAACCCUCACAAAUGAUAGGUUACACUGGGAUCUAAAUCUUCCAACAGACGCAUGGGGUCAGUCUUGUGAUGUAGUUGAUGAGACAUCCAGAAGAUACUCUGAUGGGGAAGUCACUGAGUCCGUUACAGAGAGAACACAUGUUGAUGGUAGUAAAGACUACGCGACUGGCCUGACCGCAUCAGAUGUGAACAUGGAUUCUCCAUUGUCGGCUGGGCACAAGGCAGAAGCCUCAACUCAAAAUGGGAAGGAGUGUCAAUCCGGUUAUGAUUCCCAGUUUGAGGAUGGAGAGUUGAGGGAACCAUACCCUUGGGAAGAAAACGAGGCUGACAGCGGAGAUGUUGAACAAGUUGAUUAUGGGUCUGAGCCAGAGAAUGAGCGAUUCUACUCUUUGGCAGAGUGUAAUGAGAAUAAGCUUGAGGACGUUGAGAAAGGAGUCGUGGCACAGACAAAGUGUGGAGCUGCGAAGUCUGAAUCUGGCAAUGUGCAUGAAGAAAAUAGUGAUAUAGAGAAACAUGUCGUGGUUUGCAUGAAUGAUUCACAUUCAAAAGGAUCUUCUCCAUCAAGGAGCUUCGGGUCAAAACCAUACAGGGAGCUACCUUCGCGUGAACCCAUCCGAAGUAGAAGGCCUUAUAGUUACGAAGAAAUGAAUGAGAGGGACGCUGGUCCAAAUAGAAGGCCUUAUAGUUACGAAGAGAUGAAUGAGAGGGACGCUGGUCCAAAUAAGUUUGUCGGGAGAGAGAGAACAGAGAUGCGUAUGCAAAACAGGAGUCCUGGGAGAGGACAAUUCUCUAGCCGCUGGGAUUCCGAACAUCGUUUCUCUCCAUCUCACAAACGUGGUCAAUACGGUUUUGGACGUCCACCUCCUAAAACCGUUGAGGAGGGCCGAGUUAGGAUGAGUGGCUUUGAUCAGCCAGGGCCAGACCACCCAGGUCCACAAGGCUAUGUUCGUAGGCAUUUCUCAAAUGGAGGAUACAGGGGUCGGUUCAGAAGGUUCCCAGAUGGCAACGGGAAUCGUGAUUUCAGAGGCGUAGAGUGUUCCUACCCUCCCAAUGAUGCCAACGACUAUCCAAGUCGCAUGCACAACAACCGGAUAAACAGUAGGAGAGAGAGAAGUAACUCCCCUCCCGUCUUCAGGAGAUUGCACGACCCUCAGUCACGGUCCAGGCCCAGAAGUCGCUCCCCAGGUUCAUGGAACGGGCAGAACAGAUCUCCUCCCGGUUUCAGAGCCGAUGACAACAGGAUGGAGAGGGUGAGGUUACCGUUCCAGAAACGUUUUCCGCUCGACCAAGAGAUGGGGUUCAUAUCUCCGCAAAGAAACCAGCGAAACUCGAGGUUUUUCGACAGCAGAAACAACGAUGGUGGUGGGGAGAAUCAUCAUCAUAAUAACAACUUUAGAGGAAGGAAAUCACCGCCAGGAAGGAUGUUUAGACAUGAGCAGAGAUUUGAUAACAUGAGAAGAGUGAACUCGGAGAACAAUAACAGUUUCAGACCAUUUGUGCGGCAAAAUAAUAAUAACAGAAGGUUUGAUGUUGCUGGUGGAAGCCGAGGAGAAGGGUGUAGAUAUGAGAAGAAUGAGAACAUGUAUGAGAUGGUGCACCGGCGUCCUCCGCCUCGGGGUUUGGAGACAAUGGGAGAAGACGGUGGUGGUAACAUCCGACGGUUCAGAUCAGAUGGAGAACAACUAGACACUGUUGUUUCCAACGACAAUAAGAAGAACAACAACAACGAUGCGCCAUUAUCAAAUAAAAUAUGAGACUUUUGGGUUUUGGUAGGUUUUCUUUUUGCAUCUUCUCGUUUUUGACGACACCAGAGUUCUAGUGAUACAAUCUGGUGAUGUUGGUUUCUUUUUCUUCAAGGUUUAGAGUUUGUUUCCCAUUCUACAUUAGGCUUCCUUCCACAAGAGGGCUUCUAGAUUUUUGUUUUUGUAUUUGGUCGCUGCUUCUUGUUUUUCCUUCCUUGGAAAGUGGUUUUCUGGAAGAAGAUAAAAAUGAGAAAAGGGUAAUGUUACUGCAAAGUAUUCAUUGUUUUCUGUUCUGAUUUUUUUGAGCAAUAUAUGUCAGAGCUGUAGCAGCCGUGACAGAGUAAUCGGGUGAGCUUUUGUGGUAAAAGAUCGAAAACUAACAUAAACUGGUGUUGUGACCACAGAUUAGCAGAAUACACCUCAAUUUCUUAACAGAAACGCCAAACUUCGGGAGAGAAUUUUGCUACACAGUUAACAAGUACGAUAGUAAGUCAACAACAAUACAAAGAAUAGGAACUUGAGAAUGCUGCAAGUCACUUGGCUCAAAGGGACACUAGACACUGCCAAACCUUUCAUAAAGUAGAGAGAGAUAACAAAAAUGAAGAUGCAAACCAUGCAACCCCAAUCAGCGAAAACAAAGAAGCCAUGACACUGAGGUUCUUCUGUUUCAUUAGCAACCGUACCAGUCCACGAUAGUGCAUUGAUUUGGUUUACUGUAAUAUCCACUGGUCCAGAACGUACUCAUCUGUUUCCAGUUACUUUGUAUCACAGCAUAUGUUUUGCUUACAAUUCAAAUUGAAAGACAGCUGCAAUUCAGAUAUUAAGAGUUUAUGUAUGAUGAAUACAACUCGCAAUGUGUUGGUAAAUAUUUCAUGGAAAGAAAACAGAGUAUGAAGAGAAAAACAACAGAGCAAUCUCACACCGAAAAGAGAUUCUGAAAUAAACAACAGUUUGUACCAUCAUAACAUAUGCUUAGCUUAGCCGCCAGUUGAACACAAAGUCGUUCCCGAUCAGGUGUUUUCAGUAUCCGUAGCGACAAGACAGCCUGAGCAGCAAUCAAAUCCGCAGAUAUUUCCAUGUUGUUAUCCCAAGAUUCCCUCGUGAAUGGCUAAUAUGACAUGAUACAGAUACCGUUUGACACAAAACCCAAUCCCUUGAGCCGCAUAGCUAGCGCAGCGUUGGGGGAGGAACAUAGUUGGUUCUUUCACCACUAAGGAG